Messenger RNA from Dictyostelium discoideum AX4, 2658 nucleotides. RefSeq names its product IPT/TIG domain-containing protein (gene tgrJ1). The transcript has 3 exons. Gene Ontology annotation, cellular component: membrane. Bases 1 to 2658 code for a protein of 885 amino acids. The record is from RefSeq and is a predicted model, not a curated record. NCBI's taxonomy places the organism in Eukaryota, Evosea, Eumycetozoa, Dictyosteliales, Dictyosteliaceae.
AUGAAAAUAAAAUAUAUAUCUAUUUUUGUAAUUUUAAUUUAUAAAUUUUUAUUUUCCAAACCAGAAUGUAUUUUUACGAAGGAUGAAUCACCAAACUCAUUGGUGGUAACUAAACUAAAUUGCACAAAACAGGUAGAAUCAUUUACCCUAUAUGAUAAUAAAGCAAUUGAAGUUAGUCUAGAAAAGGCUGCUGAUGGAUAUUAUUUUGAUAUUCUCAAUUACCCAUACAAAAACAAGCUAUACGACAUUUCGGCUUUAGUUUUUUUUAUACCAGAGAUCUCUUCGUUUCCAAAAAUGCCAACCACUGGUGGAAAUUUUAACUUUGAAUAUAAUCUUGCAUAUAGGUCAAAUGGGAUGGUAAAACCUAUUAUAUUAAAUGGUGUUAAUUUUUGGCCUAUCUAUAACUCUACAUUGGACCUUUUCAAUAUCCAAAUACCCAAAGGAUGCGGUAUUUUAAAAUUUUAUUAUGAUAAUAGGUUGGGCAAAUGGAACUUUUUCGAUGCUACGUAUGAAAUGGGUUCAAUACCAGUAGAUCCAUUACUUGAUGGUGAGGGUAGUUUUACUAUUAAAGGAAGUAACCUGUUUAACACCUCCAUUGAAAUUUUUUCAAAAAAUGAUAUCUACUCCAAUCGCAAAGAGUUUGGUAUUAUUAAUGAUGACCACACCGAGGUUAAAUUUUCAAUAAAUGAAGCAAGAUAUCAGGGUCUCUGGAAAAUAGAUGUCAAAAUAUGUGACACAUUUUAUAGAAGUUAUACUUUCUCAUUUUCACCAGAACUGAUAAGAAUGGAAGGAGUUCUAAACAAUAAUGGUGGAAAUGUUACAUUUACUGGAAAUCAUUUAAGAUCUAAACAAAAUGUUACCGGUACUUUUGGUAAUAAAAGAAUUGAAUGUUUCAACACCAAUUCUUCAAAAAGUAUAACAUGCACUCUCCCAACUCGUAAAAACUAUGGUUUUCUUGGCUAUAAUAUUCCAUUAACUGUUACUAUUGAUGGUGAAUACACAAGCAAUACAAUUAAAAUAUCCUAUGAUCUUCCAUUGAUUCAAAAUGUUCAACAAAGGGGAAAUUCACAGAUUUUCAAUGUAACUGGUGUAUAUCUUUCUAAAGUUAUUGUUAUUACUGUAAUUACUGGUAUGAGUAUGAAAACCAAUAUUACCAAAAUGAAUUCUACAUCAACAUUGGAAGAACCUGGUUUUUUUAUUGAAAGUAAUAAUACCAUUUUCAUAUUCCUACCAAAUAAUACCCAGCCUGGUUUUAUGGAACUCGCUAUUGAGGAUGGUGAUGAAUCAUUUAGAGCUCCAAGAUAUAAUUUCAAGAUCACUCCAACUAUUACUGAUGGUCAAAGCUUUAAAUCAAAUACACCUGGUGAUGAUUUAAAAAUUAAAGGUAUCUUUAUGAGAACUGUAGAUUUUGAUGGUAGAGAUAUCCCAUUAACAUUUGAGAGUGAGCCUGAUGGUCCAAUUUGUAUUCAUUCGAAAGAUGGUGAUGGUUUAUCAUUUACUUGUGUUUUAAAAUCUGGCUUCGGGUCAAACCACACGAUAAACAUUUACUAUAAUCUUUUACAAAUUGGUUCAUUUAAUGUUAGUUACAAUCCUCCACAACUUACUGAAGUUUAUCAAGAGAAAAAUGGUAACAUUAAAAUUAAUGGUUAUAACCUAGGUGACUCUAUUAAGGAUUCGAUAAUAACUGUUGUUUUUUCUGGUGGCAUUACAUUAAAUGGUACAGUAAUAGCAAGUGGCCAUGAGUAUCUUAUAUUUGGUUAUCCUGUAGGUAAUAAAAAGACUGCAAGCUAUAGAUUCCAACUUGGUGAUCAACAAAGUAAUAUGCUUGAACAAUACACUUUGAAACCUAUUAUUGAAAAUAGUGAUCCUGCAGUGCCAUGUGGUGGUGGAAUGGUUACUAUUAAUGGUCAUUACUUUUUUGACUAUGCCAAAGAUACAACAACCGUUACCAUUGGUAAAGUAGUGUGUAAUAUUUCUUCAAUUAAUGUUACAACCAUUGAAUGUACAAUUGCACCAAAUCUUAGAUCACUUUCACCACGUUAUACAUCUGGUUCUAAAAGAUUACUAAUCACAAGUUCAAGUGCUGAUACUGAAAGAAUGUAUAACUACCAACUACCAUCUGCAGGCUAUUACUACAAAUUUGAACCACCAACCAUCACAAACACAUCUUCAAUCGAUCAAACUGCUCUAAUCACUAUAUAUGGUACAUCAUUUGGUGAUUCAAAUCUUGAAAUUCUAAUUGAUGGCAAACCAUGCACACAACAUGAAAUUGACAUUCACACCUACUCUAGUGUAUCCUGUAAUGUAACCAACUAUGCUGAAAUGCUAAAAUAUAACUACUCUGAUACUAAAUUCAAUAUCAGUAUCUCUGUUGAUGGUCAAUACUUUAUUGCUGAAAUUUUCCAAUUUAAAUGUAAGUUUUAUAAAUACAUACAUACAUCAAUCUCUCAACUAUUUAUUUAUUACUGUUGCUCAUUUAGAUAUCUUGAUAAUUUACGUCUAAAAGUUCGUGCAAAGCAUGCUACUCAAAUCUCUAAACAUUACACAUUUGGUGAUCAAAGAGCUCCAAAAGGUCCUAAAAGUCCUUACUAUGAUUUCUUAAAGAAAUUAUCUAGAUUCCCACUCAUUAGACGUUAUUUCAAAGAACAUAAUGAUUAA